AUGCCUACGUAUCCCAGACUUUCCAACAGUUCUGAAGAGCAUGUUUCACAGUUCCUUCUGAUGGGACUCCCAGGCAUUCACAGCUGGCAACACUGGCUCUCUCUGCCCCUGGCAAUAAUCUACCUCUUAGCACUUGCUGCCAACGUCUUCAUUCUUCUUGCCAUCUAUCAAAUGACUACUCUGCAGCCUAUGUACCAUUUCCUUGGUAUCUUGGCUGUGACAGAUAUGGGCUUAGCCACCACCAUCAUGCCUAAGAUCCUGGCCAUCUUCUGGUUUGAUAACAAGUCCAUCAGUCUUCCUGAAUGCUUUGUUCAAAUUUAUGCCAUCCACUAUUUUCUGGGCAUGGAGUCAGGUAUCUUCCUAUGCAUGGCUAUGGAUCGAUAUGUGGCCAUUUGCCACCCAUUGAGAUAUCCAUCUGUCAUUACUGAAUCCUUUGUAAUCAAAGCUACCAUGUUCAUGGUGCUCAGGAAUGGGCUCUUAGUCAUCCCAGUGCCUGUGUUGGCAUCCCAGAGAAAUUAUUGCUCCAGAAAUGAGAUUGAACACUGUCUAUGCUCCAACCUGGGUGUCACCAGCCUGGCCUGUGAUGAUGUAAGUUCUAACAGAAUUUGCCAAUUGAUUUUGGCCUGGGUUCUUAUGGGUGGUGACCUUGGCAUGAUCGUCUUGUCAUACACACUUAUCCUGAGAUCUGUACUGAGACUGAACUCAAAAAAAGCAUCAGCAAAAGCCCUAAGCACAUGUUCUUCACAUCUCAUUCUCAUCCUCUUCUUCUAUACAGCCAUUGUUGUAGUGUCUGUCACACACCUGGCUGAGAGGAAGGUGCCCCUGAUACCUGUACUUCUCAAUGUGCUACACAAUAUCAUCCCACCAGCCCUUAAUCCCAUGGUGUAUGCAUUCAGGACGCAGGAUCUCAGGGUCAGUUUCUCAAAGCUUCUAAGGUGCAGUAGAAAGAGCAAAUGA
Molecule: messenger RNA, 957 nt
Organism: Orycteropus afer afer
Lineage: Eukaryota; Metazoa; Chordata; Mammalia; Tubulidentata; Orycteropodidae
Product: olfactory receptor 56B1-like
Exons: 1
Coding region: 1-957 (318 amino acids)
Biological process (GO): G protein-coupled receptor signaling pathway
Cellular component (GO): membrane
Molecular function (GO): G protein-coupled receptor activity; olfactory receptor activity
Source: RefSeq, a predicted model, not a curated record